AUGACAGAUAUUUUUUACCCUUUGCAGGUUUAUCCUCCUUUCAGCAUUUUUUUUUAUGACAGAUUCUUUUACCCUCUGCAGGUUUAUCCUCCUUUCCAUAUUUUUUUUUUUUAUGACAGAUUCUUUUACCCUCUGCAGAUUCUUUUCACCCUUUGCAGGUUUAUCCUCCUUUCAAAAAACCUUCCAUUUUUCUUUUUUUAUGACAGAUUCUUUUACCUUUUUUCUGCAGAUUUAUCCUCCUUUCAGAUUUAUUUUUUUUUUAUGACAGAUUCUUUUUUUUUACCCUUUGCAGAUUCUUUCAAAACCCUCUGCAGGUUUAUCCUCCUUUCAGCAUUUUUUUCUUUUUAUGACAGAUUCUUUUACCCUUUAUGCAGGUUUAUCCUCCUUUCAGAUUUAUCCUUUUCUUUUUAUGACAGAUUCUUUUACCCUCUGCAGGUUUAUCCUCCUUUCAGCAUUUUUCUUUUUAUGACAGAUUUUUUCACCCUUUGCAGAUUCUUUCACCCUUUGCAGGUUUAUCCUCCUUUCAGCAUUUUUUUUUUUUUUAUGACAGAUUCUUUUACCCUCUGCAGGUUUAUCCUCCUUUCAGCAUUUUUUUCUUUUUAUGACAGAUUCUUUCACCCUCUGCAGGUUUAUCCUCCUUUCAGCAUUUUUCUUUUUUUUACCCUCUGCAGGUUUAUCCUCCUUUCAGCAUUUUUUUUUUUUUAUGACAGAUUCUUUCACCCUUUGCAGGUUUAUCCUCCUUUUCAGCCUCUUUCCUUUUUUAUGACAGAUUCUUUUACCCUCUGCAGAUUCUUUUACCCUCUGCAGGUUUAUCCUCCUUUCAGCAUUUUUUUUUUUUAUGACAGAUUCUUUUUCAUACCCUUUGCAGAUUCUUUUACCCUCUGCAGGUUUAUCCUUUUCCUUUCAGCAUUUUUUCUUUUUAUGACAGAUUCUUUCACCCUUUGCAGGUUUAUCCUCCUUUCAGCCUUUUUUCUUUUUUAUGACAGAUUCUUUACACUGUUUAUUUUUUUUUCUUUUUAUGACAGAUUCUUUUACCCUCUGCAGAUUCUUUUACCCUCUGCAGGUUUAUCCUCCUUUCAGCAUUUUUUCUUUUUUAUGACAGAUUCUUUCACCCUUUGCAGGUUUAUCCUCCUUUCAGAAAGCCUUUUUUCUUUUUAUGACAGAUUUUUUACCCUCUGCAGGUUUAUCCUCCUUUCAGCAUUUUCUUUUAUGACAGAUUCUUUCUGUAUUUGCAGGUUUAUCCUCCUUUCAGCAUUUUUUUUUUUUUAUGACAGAUUCUUUCACCCUUUUCAGGUUUCCUCCUUUCUUUUCCUUUUGAUUUUUUCUUUUUUCAGGUUUAUCCUGUAUUUUUUUUUUUUUGACAGAUUCUUUCUUCCCUUUGCAGGUUUAUCCUCCUUUCAGCCUCUUUUCUUUUUAUGA
Acanthosepion pharaonis is the source of this 1419-nucleotide messenger RNA. Lineage: Eukaryota; Metazoa; Mollusca; Cephalopoda; Sepiida; Sepiidae. The record is from the annotation of a GenBank genome assembly.